Molecule: messenger RNA, 3679 nt
Organism: Bombyx mandarina (wild silkworm)
Lineage: Eukaryota; Metazoa; Arthropoda; Insecta; Lepidoptera; Bombycidae
Product: presequence protease, mitochondrial
Biological process (GO): protein processing
Cellular component (GO): mitochondrial matrix
Molecular function (GO): metal ion binding; metalloendopeptidase activity
Source: RefSeq, a predicted model, not a curated record
GUAAAUUUGUAAGGUUAGAAAACAGAAAUUGAAUUUUAACAUUAAAAAGUUAAAAGACAUAAAUACUAUUAAACUGGAUUCAGUAACAUAAGAAAACUGAAAACAAAAAAUUGCGAAGAUUAUUAAUUGAGAUUUAAAACAGCAUCCUUCAACAGAAUAUAAAGAGCACAAAUAACAAACCAUGUAUUCAAGACUGCGCAAUGGUUUUCGGCAAACAGUUAAACACCGACUGGCUUCGCAAAGAAGUUACAGUAAUGAGGUUUUGAGGAAAAAGGAAAAUUUAUCAAAAAAUCUUCAAGUUGGGAAGACUAUACAUGGAUUCCUUUGCACCGAAAUCGAAUCUAUACAAGAAUACAAUAUGACAGCUUAUUUUUUAACCCACGAGAGAACCAAAACGGAAUAUUUGCAUUUAGAGAGAGAUGACUCAAAUAAUGUAUUUUCUGUAGGUUUUCGCACAACUCCGUUAGAUUCAAUGGGCACUCCCCACAUUCUAGAACACACAGUUUUAUGCGGCUCAGAAAAAUAUCCAGUAAGAGAUCCAUUCUUCAAAAUGCUGAACAGAUCUUUGGCUACGUUCAUGAAUGCUCUAACAGGCCCAGAUUAUACAUUCUAUCCUUUUUCAUCGCAAAAUGAAAUUGACUAUCGUAAUCUACAGAAAGUUUAUUUGGAUGCAGUCUUCAGACCUAAUUUAACUAGACUAGAUUUUUUACAAGAAGGCUGGAGAUUAGAACAUUCAAAUUUGGAGGAUAAAAAUUCUGAUUUGAUUUUCAAAGGUGUAGUCUACAAUGAAAUGAAGGGAGCCUUUUCGGAGACAAGUUCGCUUUUUGGACAAAAAUUCAUUAAUACAAUUUUACCGAAAGGAACAUAUGGAUAUGUAUCAGGAGGUGACCCGUUAUGCAUUCCUCAGCUAACUCAUGAGCAUUUAAAAAACUUCCAUGCCACUUAUUAUCAUCCUAGCAAUUCAAGAAUGUAUUCGUAUGGCAGUUUUCCAUUAGAAGCCAACUUAAAGUUCAUUAAUGAAGCCUAUCUGAGUAAAUAUGAAUAUUUAGAUCCCAAGAACACUGUAGUUGCGAGUCAAGAACGUUGGAAGGAGCCAAGACGUGCAGAAAUGAACUGCAGAGUAGACCAGUAUGGUGGACCAGUAGAAAAACAGAAUCAAAUUGCCAUAGGAUAUGUUAUGUCGGACAUUACUAAUAUUUAUGAAACAUUCACAAUGCUAGCAUUAGCGGAACUUAUGAUAAUAGGACCGAAUUCAGCAUUUUACAAAAGCUUAAUUGAGAAAAACAUAUCGGGAGGCUAUAAUUCUUUGACUGGCUAUGAAAAUCAGAUAAGAGAUACCAUGUUUGUUGUUGGUCUCCGAGAUGUUGAAACGUCAAAGUUUGAGACCAUCGAGAAGAUUGCAAAUCAAACUUUAGAGGAAAUAUAUGAGAAGGGCUUUGAGAAAGCUCAUAUUGAGAGUGUUUUACAUGGCUUCGAGCUUUCUAUUAAGCACCAAUCACCAAAGUUUGGUUUAAAUCUGCUUUUUAACCUAAUGCCUCUCUGGAAUCACAAUGGGCCGAUAUUGAAUGCUUUGAAGGUCAACAAACUUUUGGGGAGACUGAAGGAGAAUCUAAUGACUCCAAACUACGUAAAGAAUAUAAUUGAAAAGUACUUUAUUCAGAAUAACCAUAAGUUAGUUAUGACUAUGCUACCAGACCCAAAAUUUGAUGAUGUCUUCAAUGAAGCAGAAUCUAAACUUCUGAAAUCAAAAGUUUCGUCCUUAAGUGCUAACGAUAAAGAAGCUAUUUAUAAAGAAGGCUUAGAGCUUUCCAAAGUUCAGAAGGAGGUGCAGAAUCUUGAUGUUUUACCAUGUUUGAAAAUGGAAGAGAUCGUAGCGAACAAAACCGCCCCAUCAUUAAAACAUUCUGUAUCAGAAACCAUACCACUGCAACUUUGUGAGGCGAAUACAAAUGGCGUAACAUAUUUCAAAGGAAUCUUAGGCACCGACAGCUUGGGCGACAGUGAAAGAAAAAUGCUUCCCUUUUUUAAUUAUAUUUUAGAUAAAUUUGACACUAAGUCGUAUAACUACCGUGAUUUUGAUAAGCAUGUCAGCAAAUGCACCUCUGGCCUGAGUGCAAUUACACACAUCACUGAGCAUGUCGGGCAAUCUGGUCAAUAUGAGCAGGGUAUAUUGAUCAACAGUCAUUGUUUGGACCACAAUCUACCUAAAAUGCUUGAUAUAUGGCAGGAGAUAUUUAAAAAACCAAAUUUUAGCAACAGCGAAAGAAUGGCAAUGCUUCUAAAUAAUUACUGUUCUUCGUUGACAAAUGGGAUAGUAAGCAGCGGUCACACUUAUGCUGUACAGGCGGCCAGGUCUUUAAUAUCUUCUGUAGAUGAAUGCAAAGAGAACCUGCUGGGUAUCCAACACGUCACGAUCAUGCAGGAAGUACAAAAAACACAGAAAACUGAAGAUAUACAGUCGGUAAUAGAGAGCAUAUCAGAAAACGUACUUAAAGGGAAUAAUUUGCGAGCAGCAUUCCAUUAUUGCAAUACAAACAACGAUGUCCACGAAUACAUCGAUAAAUUCUGCAAGGACCUGUGUAACGCUAAUGAUAAUCAAGAAGUCAAUCGCAUUAAUUGGACAGACUCUAAAAGUAUGAACAAGGACAACCGCGGUAUACAUAUAGCCAUGAAUAUACCAGUGAAUUUUUGCGCCAAAGUCAUACCGACUGUUGCGUACACCCAUCCGGAUUACGCGAAGCUACGCGUGCUGUCAGUGUUCUUAUCGUCGAAAUACUUGCACCCGAUCGUGCGAGAGCAGAACGGUGCUUACGGUGGCCGCGCCAUGCUGUCCUUUGACGGAAUCUUCAGUUACUAUUCAUACAGAGACCCAAAUUCUAAAGUCACUUUGGACGUGUUCGACGAAACCGCCAAUUGGUUGACAAAAAAUGCGAAUUUGAUUGACGAACAAAACCUCUUCGAGUCCAAGCUAACUAUAAUGCAGCAAAUGGACCAACCGAUCGCGGAAUACAUGAAAGGAGUCGAUCUGUUCCUGUACGGGCUGUCUUAUGACCUUUGGAAGACGCAAAGGGAAAGAGUUUUGGCCGUGAAAAGCGAGGACUUGGUGGAAGUAUGCUUGAAAUAUCUGACGAACGAUAAAUGGGCCGCUAAAUGUGUAAUCGGAGAUGGUGGUGCACAGGAUUUGAAGAAAGGGGAUGAGGUGUGGCAGAAAGUCAGCGGGCCCCAACAGUAGGCACAUUCAUUCCAGCUACUCUUGUUAGUGAAAACGCAUUACGGUUGUUACGAGGCGGUGGUUUGAGAUAUGAAGAAGACUUGGGUACGGCCGGAAAAUGUGAAAAAUACGAGUUGUUUAAUUAACGGAAAUUAGUUGUUGUCAGCACGGCAGAUAAUUAGUUUUCAUUCUAAUUUGAAAUCGUGUACCAAUGUCACUUGUCUGCCCCAGGCAAGGAAUAAUUGAGCUGUGAGGCUUAGUGCCGAUAUUGCCUACAUAACCCGAAAUUCGGUAUAGUUUUUCAUAAAUAUGGCUAAUCGUAGAGGCAACUCCGCCAUCACCGUUGUCUAGUUUCAUUUCUUAAUAAAUUUUAGAAAUAUUUUUUUUGGUCACUUGAAUGAUCAUGCAUAACGUCACGCCUAAAGGACUAUAAAAUGUAUUGUGCGAUACAAAUAAAUGAAUGUUAAG